GUCUCUCAGUCAGUCAGUGGCCCCGGUCCGCUGCGCCUGCGCCCGCCUCCACAUCUCUCCAAACCCGAAACGCGCCACCGCUGCCGUCAAAGCGGACAUGACCCACCGGCAGUAGUGGGGGUCCUCCGUCCGCCUGCUUUUAAGAAGAUUAAACAAGGAGACGAAGGGAAAGAAGACAUAUUUCUCCCCGCGCCGUGCGUCGAGAGGAGUGGAUGAGCCAAUGGCCGGGGCACAGCCGGGAGUUCAUGCGCUGCAGCUCAAGCCAGUGUCCGUGCCCGAGUGCCUGAGAAGGUGCAACAAAUUCAUGAAAUGGGAUGAUGAUUCUACAACUGUGACCCCUGUGAACCUAACCGUUGACCCCAAAGGUUACUUCCUGUAUUGGUCUGACCAGAACAAGGAAACUGAGCUGUUGGAUAUUGCGCACAUAAAAGAUGCUAGAAAUGGAAAGUGCACUAAAACGCCAAAGGAUGCAAAGCUGCGUGAGCUGUUGGAUGUCAACACACUGGCGGGUAAGAUGGAGAACAGGAUGCUGACAGUGGUGAGCGGCAUGGACAUGGUCAACAUCACCUACCUGAACUUCAUGGCCUUUCAGGAGGAGAUUGCGAAGGAAUGGGCGGAGGAGCUGUUCAAGCUGGCAUCAAACCUCCUGGCACAGAACAUGUCCAGAGCGGCCUGCCUUGAAAAAGGAUACGCUCGGCUGAAGCUGCAGCUGAAUCCUGAGGGACGAAUUCCUGUCAAGAAUAUUUUCAGGAUGUUCUCAGCAGACAGGAAGCGAGUGGAGACAGCGCUGGAAAACUGUAACCUCCCUUCUGGCAGGAAUGACUCCAUACCCCAGGAGGACUUCACUUCAGAUGUGUACAACAUGUUCUUGAACAACAUCUGCCCUCGACCCGAGCUGGACCACAUCUUCUCGGAAGUCGGGGCUAAAAGUCGACCGUACCUCACAGUGGAGCAGAUGACAGAGUUCAUUAACAGCAAACAGCGAGACCCUCGUCUGAACGAGAUCCUCUAUCCUCCGCUCAAACCAGAACAAGUUCAACUGCUGGUGGACAAAUAUGAACCCAAUGCUUUGCUGGCUCAGAAAGGCCAGAUCUCCAUGGAAGGCUUCGCCAGGUAUCUGAAUGGGGAGGAGAACAGCAUAAUUCCUCCCGAGAAGCUGGACCAGAGUGAAGACAUGACCUUUCCCCUCUCACACUAUUUUAUUAAUUCCUCUCACAACACGUACCUCACAGCGGGCCAGCUUGCAGGGAACUCCUCAGUUGAGAUGUACAAACAGGUGCUCCUGUCCGGGUGUCGCUGCAUCGAAUUGGACUGCUGGAAGGGUCGCACCACAGACGAGGAACCCGUCAUCACUCACGGCUUCACCAUGACGACGGAAAUCUCCUUUAAGGAGGUGAUCGAGGCCAUCGCGGAGUGUGCCUUCAAGACCUCACCUUUUCCCAUCAUCCUGUCUUUUGAGAACCACGUUGAUUCACCAAAACAGCAGGCAAAGAUGGCAGAGUACUGCCGGUCAAUAUUUGGAGACGCAUUACUGACGGAACCAUUGGAGAAAUAUCCCCUGGAGUCUGGCGUGCCUCUUCCCAGCCCGACGGACCUCAUGGGAAAAAUCUUGGUGAAGAACAAAAAGAAGCACCACAAAACCGAAGGAAGCACGAAGAAGAAACUCUCUGAGCAGGUUUCUAACACCUGCAGCGAUUCGUCCAGCGUAUGUGAGCCCUCCUCCCCGAGCGCAGGUUCAACAAAAGAAGAGGCUGCAGAUUCUUCACAGCCCCCUGAAACUACUGAGCUCACCCUGAGACCACAUGGCAGGAAGUCAAUUGGUGAGGUGGAGGCUGAGAGUGAAGAUGAGGAUGAUGAUGAAGAUGAUUGUAAAAAGGGCUCAAUGGAUGAGGGGACAGCAGGCAGCGAGGCAUUUGCCACGGAGGAAAUGUCCAACCUAGUCAUCUACAUCCAACCUGUCAAGUUUUACUCCUUUGAGACUUCAAAAAAGAUCACUCGCAGCUUCCAGAUGUCGUCCUUCGUAGAGACCAAAGCUUUGGAGCAACUCACCAAGUCUCCUGUGGAGUUUGUGGAAUACAACAAGCUACAGCUGAGCAGAAUCUACCCUAAAGGUACUCGAGUGGACUCGUCUAACUACAACCCUCAGCUCUUCUGGAACGCUGGCUGUCAGCUGGUAGCUCUCAACUUUCAGACUAUCGAUUUGUCGAUGCAGCUGAACCUGGGUAUGUAUGAGUACAACGGGAAAUGUGGCUAUAGACUGAAACCAGAGUUUAUGAGACGGCCAGAUAAACACUUCGACCCCUUUACGGAGAGCACAGUGGAUGGGAUAGUGGCCAACACACUGUCAGUUAAGAUCAUCUCUGGUCAGUUUUUGACUGAUAAGAAAGUGGGUACGUAUGCAGAGAUCGACAUGUUUGGUCUACCAGUGGACACCAAGAGGAAAGCAUUCAAGACCAAGACCUCCCAAGGCAACGCCAUCAACCCCGUCUGGGAAGAGGAGGCCAUUGUUUUUAAGAAGGUUGUUCUGCCCACGCUGGCUUCUCUGAGGAUAGCCGUGUUUGAGGAAGGAGGGAAGUUCAUUGGCCAUCGCAUCAUUCCCGUGUCAGCCAUCCGUCCAGGCUAUCACUAUAUUGGUCUAAAAAAUGAGAAGAACCAGUCUCUGAUGCUACCCGCCCUGUUUGUUUACGUGGAAGUGAAAGACUAUGUCCCCGACACGUUUGCAGACGUCAUUGAAGCCUUGUCCAAUCCCAUCCGCUACGUCAACCUGAUGGAGCAGAGAGCCAAUCAGCUGGCUGCUCUUACCUUAGAGGAGGGAGGCGAGGAGGAAGGAGACAAGGAGGUGGAGGCAGGAAGUGAUGCUCCCUCAGAAUCGAAAGUGGAUUCGAGGAUAACAUUACCGGCAGAAAACGGGCUGAGCCACACACCGAUCAUUGCCCCAAAACCUCCUUCCCUGGCGGGCCAACAGCCUCAGUCUGCAGGCUCAUUAAAACCUUCAGUGAAGACUGAAGACAUCAUUCAGAGUGUUCUAACAGAACUGGAGGCUCAGACAGUGGAGGAGUUAAAGCAACAGAAGGGAUUCGUCCGAGAGCAGAGAAAGCAGUACAAGGAGAUGAAGGAGCUAGUCAGAAAACACCACCGCAAAACCAGUGAGCUGAUCAAGGAGCAAACGGCCCGUGUGUCCGAGCUGCAGAGCCAGCAUCAGCGGCGCCGCUCGGCCCUGCAGAAGAGUCACAAACGUGAUGGUAAGAAAAGUCGGUCUGACCAAUCCCUGUCGACUCUGGACCAAGACCUUUGUGAUCUGGAACAGGAGUGCAGCCAGAAACUGUCGGAGUUGAAGGAGCAGCAGCAGCAGCAGCUCCUCGCUCUCCGCCAGGAGCAAUACUACAGCGAAAAAUACCUGAAACGAGAACAUUUAAAGCAGCUGGUUGAGAAGUUAACAACUAUAGCAGAGGAGUGUCAGAGUGCCCAGCUCAAAAAAAUCAGAGACAUCUGUGAAAAAGAAAAAAAGGACCUGAAGAAGAAGAUGGACAAGAAGAGACAAGAGAAGAUCAAUGACGCCAAAUCCAAAGACAAGAAUUUGACAGAGGAGGAAAAGUUAGAGAUCAACAAAUCCUUUGUCAAUGAGGUGGUGCAGUACAUCAAACGGCUGGAGGAUGCACAGAGUAAAAGGCAGGAGAGGCUAACAGAGAAGCACAAGGACAUCCAGCAGCAGAUCCUGGAUGAACGGCCAAAGAUGCAGAGUGAUCUGGACCAGGAAUACCAAGACAAAUUCCGACGGCUCCCCGUGGAGAUCCAGGAGUUUGUUCAGGACAGCAGCAGGACCAAGCUCAAUGAAGACGACAUCCAUGGAAACCUGGUUGCAUCCUCCACCACAGAGAAGUUGAACCGCAAAGCGUCCCAGUCUGAGGAUGACAUGGAGGAGGGCUCGUCGGAACAGGUCUUUGACACGGCCCUUUAGGAUAUUUAACUUGUUGCUUCACAUUGGGACUUCUUUGGGGCGAAAUGGUCGCGACCACAGAUCUAGAAUGAGACUGCUCCAACUGUGGUCCAAAUUGUAACCAAUGGAGGGAUUAGAUCCUAUCUGAACCUGAACUGGUGAGUAGAGGUCCUCUCUGCGUAGAGUGCUGUCGUGUCUGGAGAGCUGUUUAAGGUGAAAAGUACUUUUUGUGUAUUUGUAUGUCACCUGUAUUUUGUCGUCUCUUUCGGUACUGCCACAGGAUGUGUUACAGAAGACUAUUUUGCAGAAAUUUUAACUUACUUGAAUUAUUGCACAGAGAAAGUAAUUUUUGUCGUUUUGUCAUCAUGUGCCAAGAUUUAAUUGUCUUACGGUGGAUUUUUAUUGGAGGCACCUUGAAACCUCCUUGAACUCAGCCCUGAAAGCUUCCAUCUUUAUCAGACUUGGGUUCACUCUUACACGUUUGCACUGAAGGCUCCUCCUAAAACUGUGUCCCACUUUUGACUUUAAACAGAAAGAACUGGCAGCUUUCUGGCUUUUCAUUUGAUCCCCAUCGAACUAAGCUGCUAUUAUUUUUCUAACUCAUCAUUUUAACCAUGUUUUUGUUUAAUGUGAAAUGUGUUUUUAUGAUGCAGUAAUUUGUUUUAUAUGUGUGUGUGUGUGUCGGCAAGUAAUUUUUUUUUAUUAAGUUUGCAUUUUCUGUUGGCAACUCUGUCUCAUAAGGGAUAAAAGGACGGGAGAAUUUAUUUGGUAUUUUUUGUUGUUUUAUUUUUAUUUUUUGCACAGUGUCUGCAUGCAAUUAAAAACUGUAAAUGUUACAAUAGCUCUGUAGCAGAGAUGUUUAUAAAUGUAAAUCUAUUUUCUCUGGUACAUUUUUAUUGAACCUGCUAAACAUUUGGCCCAUUGUUGUUUUACCAACACAUUCUCGCACCCAAAGCGUCCAAAUAUGACGCGUGUGACCAAGCGUCAAUAUAUGAUGAUUCGGGAUGCCCCAGCACAUCAGGAGACGACGAUCAGGGACACGCAGGGACACAUGCCUCCGCUGGCGUCACUGUUUGACGCCCGCGGUCACACGGACGUUAUUCGACUAUUUAACCUUCCCCUCACCCCAAUCCUAACCUUAAGGUCAGUAACUGUGACCUUAAGGUUAGGAUUGGGGUGAGGGAAAGGUUAAGUAGUUCACAAGUAGUUCUAAUGUCCAAUGCUUCAUUGGAAUCUCCACAGCCCCAGCCAGUACUGUGGCUGGCCAAUCACAUCGCGUUUAUUUAGAAAAAACAAUGUAUUUUCAUCUUUCUCCCUGCUUUUUCCACGGACUGCCCCGUUGACUGACAUCCGUAUCAGUCCAAUCACAUCGCUCUAUUGGUCUGAUGGGCCAGUCACAGCACUCUGUUGGUGAGUGGGAUGUUACAGAAAACAAAAAAGAUGACAGCUCUUUUGGCUUUGGCAUUAACUUUGGACUUGGGCAUUUCUUCAAGUCAAAAGUAGAUACAGGUACUUAAAUUUACUUAGGAAAAAAAGGAUGUAUUUGCAUCUUUUUGACGGAGUAUGGUGGACUGCCUCGUUGACCGACAUCUGUAGUGGUAUGUCACAUUGUUUCUUAACCAAUAUCAUGUGGAGACCGUUUGAAGGACAACUGUAGAUCCCACCCCAUGACUAAGAGUCGUCAACGGACUGUGGCCAGACUAUAUAUUCACAUAUAGAGGAUGGCUUGCCUGGCUAAAAUACAGUAAGACUGAUACACUGCUUUUGAACAUUGAUUCAGUAUCAUAAGGAAUAUUGCAAUAUUUUAGGGUAUUCUCCUACAUCUUUCGUCGCACCUCUACGUUUAGUUUUUAUGCACUACGCUUUCAGAAUGCAUCAACCUCAGAAGUUCAGAUCAAGCCAGACAGAAAAUUAAACACGGGAGCAUCUGGCAAAAAUGUUUUAUUUAUGGGAUAAUAAAUGUUUUUUCAAGUCAUGUCAAUGAGAUCAUGUGAUCUAAAGUGUAGCUUGGUUUUAAAAAGUUCCAGAGCAGUUUGAUGUAAUUGCUAAGCAUGUCCAUAUCACAGCACACAGCUUUGACCAUGAGAAGAUUUUCACUGCAUCCAGCUUCAUGAUGUAUAAAUGCAUGCAAAAGAAUUGAACAUGCUUCAUAGCACAAUGUCAGCUUUGCAGCUUUUGGUGUGCAGUCCCCUUUAGAACUAGCCUGGCAAACCAGCCUAUAUAUGUAAAUAUAUAGUCUGGCUAUGAGUCAUUGAAACAUCCCAGUCAUGGGGCAGAAUCUACACACGCAACUGGACAGCGCUAGGACCAAUCAGAGCAAUGAAGAACUUGACGCAUUUGUCGCUACAGUUGUCAGUCAACGGGGCAGUCUGCCAUGUCAUAAAAGAAGAUGCCAAUACAACUUUAAAAAAAAAAUAAAGGACUUAAGUACCUCUAUCUGCUCAUGUCUCAAAGAUCGUCUAAAGUUGGUAAAAUGGCAUGUAUUUGUAUAGCGCCUUCUUAGGGUUCUACAACCCCUCAAAGUGCUUCACAACAUCAGUCUUUCACUCAUUCACACACACACAUUCACAUGCUGGUGGUGAUGAGCUACGAUGUAGCCACAGCUGCCCUGGUUGCACUGACAGAGGCGAGGCUGCUGAGCACUGGCGCUACCGGUCCCUCUGACCACCACCAGCAGGCAAGUCAGGUUAAGUGUCUUGCCUAGGGACACAACAGCAGAAUUCUCUGGUCGGAGCCGGCAUUGAACCUGCAACCUUCCGAUUAUUGGACAACCCGUGCUACCUCCUGAGCUACUGAUGUCCGUAGUUGAUGCCAAACUGUUUCAAACGAGCACCAUUCCUGAGCUGAUGCCAUCUUUGUAGUUUUUCUCCAUCUCAGCUCUAGUGUUGUAGCGAGCGUGCACCUUAGUGGUUCCGUUAGAACCUUAGAAUACGCGGCUUUUUCAGGGUAAUGAGGCCGCAGGUGAGUUUUAUUGUACAGACCCUGGUUUGGACUCCCUAAUUAGAACUAGUUUUCUAUUUUAAGUUGGAAUGGAGAUUGCCGUACUUGUUCUUCUGUGACAACACACUUUCCUUUUAAUUUCCCGUUAUUUAAUGGUUUUAAAUGCUAGGGCGAAAGUUUACUGGAGGCCAUCCAGCUGACUAUUAUUUGAGUCCUAUCAGGAUUAAUUUGCGCCUCUGUCAGCAUAUGUGGGCGAUGGUAACUAGAAAAUGAUUCCUGUUAGUUGAUUAGGCUAACAUGGAUUUAUCAAUUAGUCUAAUUAAUCCACCCUUUGAAGUGGUCCCUUCCCACGCUAAACAGAGACUUUUUCACACGUGCAGAACAGAGCCUGUUUGAACCAACGAACUAUUAUGGUUUAUAACCCUUAGGAUGCCCCAAUACAUGAGGUAGGAGGAGAGACUAGCUCCCAUUACCUAAGGUAUCUUUUCUUAAUCUGUCACAACCUGAAACAAGUCCUGAAGUACAGGAACAAGCUAUUUAAGGUGGCUUACCUUUUGCUACCAGAUCUGGUCCGGGCUCCCACUCAAAGGCUAAAAGAGACCUUUAAGAAUCGAGAACGAGGAUUCUUUUUCCAAGAAGUUUAUUUCAAAAUUAAAAAAUACAAAAAAGAGUAAAUCUAAGAUUAACAAGUCCCCUUAGGAGGAUGCUGCUUCUAAAAAUCUUCCUUAGAAUAACUGCUCUCUCUUCCUGCAACUGUCGCUGCUACUUCGUCAACUUCUGUCAACUCUAACUGUCACUCUCUCUCUGUCACACGCUCUCACUCCUCUCGUCGUCCUCCGUCCUUUCAGCGAGACACGAAACUGUUCGGGCCAAUGGUAGACCUGCUAAGGCUAUAAUGGAGCAUGGCUAGACCGACCUGCAGAACAAAGACUUUAGCUACGGUUUGUCUAGAUUUCUAGGUUACAUCACAACAGCACCUCACUAAAAUGCAAAUGUUCAAAAACUAGCAAAUUUUGUAGCAAGUUUUAUAUGAGACAAAUAAUGCAAACACAUCUAUUAGGUACCUGUAUACAAAAUGUCUGUUUCUUUGCUAUUUACCCUCAUUUUAUUCACAAUUAGGCUGUCAGCCUCGUCACAAAGUUGUCUCACUAUUUUGCACGAUCUAGCUCCGAAAAAACAAAAUAAAGUUCCGACCUGUUCCAGAUGACAGCCUGACUGUUUAAGGAGUAAUUUGCUAUGCUGAACAUAUUCAAAAUGAUUGCAACAGAAGAACUAUUCCUUGCAACUCACAAGGUAAUUAAAAAAACAUUAUUUUUGAGAAGUUUUGGAAACUCCCUCGUGAAUGAAAAAAAACCAACCCUGGAUGUGUGUCCAGGUGUUGUUAGCUUUAAUUCGUUACUUAAUGGUUUUGUGCGAUGGGAGUAGGCAUGACUUGAGUCCCAAAAGUACAACAUGGCAGCUCCUGUAAAUUUUGGCUUCACGUUUGUACAAUGAAAGCAGACAGACACAUUGUUUAUCUCUAUAAAUGUCGAUGAGUUAAACCAGAAUGUAGGAUCGUGUCUUUUCUAUUUAUAGAAGUGGCCUUCCUACAGAGGAACUACGAGUCACAAUAUUCAUAAUACUGACCCACAUUUGGAGUUCCAGGUGGGGUGAGCAAUGAGGGAAAUGGUUUAGUUCUGCUAUAACUGACCCCUGAACUUCCUCCUGUUUAACACACAAACCAUUUCCAUUCAGCAACUGCAGCGAAGCACCUGACCUUCUAGCUGCCCAGUGCCAUUCAGCUUCUCUCUCAUCUCACAUCAGAUCGAUAUUUUUGGCAGAGUUUCCCCCGAACUAAAGAGUUGAAAGUGAAGGAUUACAUGUAAGUACAUUAAAACAAGUAUUGCUGUGAGAGUCCUGUGCCUUUGAAUGGGUUUCGUCGUGUUUGAUGUUGAAUGUGUGAGAUGCAUCACAGCUGAAACGGCUGUUUUGGUUUUAUUGUAUGAAGCUGUCUGGUAAUGAAUAGACCGUGUGCACUUUUUGAGUACAGUAACACUACUGAGUAAAGUUUGUGAUGAGCAGUGUUUGACAAGUGUCUCAAAAGAAAAGAGACAUUUUUUAUUCAUGCCUUUUAUUUAACAAUCUCCCUCCCACGUUAUCUUAAAUGUAUGCACUCUGGAAAUGUACAUGUGUGUAUGACUUUAAGGAAAAAACAUGAAGUUGAGAAAAAUAUAGUGUAAAGGGAAUUUGCUUGUAAUUAAAAAUAAAUGUGGCUAUUAUUGUACUUGGCUGGAA
Molecule: messenger RNA, 9151 nt
Organism: Nothobranchius furzeri (turquoise killifish)
Lineage: Eukaryota; Metazoa; Chordata; Actinopteri; Cyprinodontiformes; Nothobranchiidae
Gene: plcb1l
Product: phospholipase C beta 1-like
Biological process (GO): lipid catabolic process; phosphatidylinositol-mediated signaling; memory
Cellular component (GO): cytoplasm; nuclear speck
Molecular function (GO): phosphatidylinositol-4,5-bisphosphate phospholipase C activity; calcium ion binding; calmodulin binding
Source: RefSeq, a predicted model, not a curated record